GAUGGCACCGACUACUCGUACUUCAUACAAGCUCAGCUGGGUUCUGCAGGAACACCAAUGUACAUGCUCAUCGAUACGGGAGCCAGUACUACGUGGGUCAUGGGGACGGGUUGCACAUCCGACGCUUGUACCAAGCACAGCACCUACGGGCCGGGGGACUCCAAGACCCUAAAGGACACAGGCAAAUCUUUCUCGGUUGAGUAUGGAUCGGGCGACGUCAGUGGGCAUUAUGUCGACGAUACGAUGGCUGUGGCUGGCCUGAGCGUGCCAUACGAGUUCGGGUUGGCCAACGUGACCUCGUCCCAGUUCUCCUCGUUCCCUUUCGACGGCAUUUUGGGUUUGGCUAGAAACAGCGGGAACUUCAAUGACGCCCUAAAGCAGGCCAAGGUGAUCGAUGCCAACAUCUUUGCUGUUUCGCUUUCCAGGACCGCCGACGGUGCGAAUGAUGGCGAGAUCAGCUUUGGUGCAAUAGACACUUCCAAAUACACAGGCGACAUAACUUACACCUCGACCACCGAUGAUGUCAGCUGGUCGAUUGCCAUGGACGACGUUUCUGCUGGCGGGGAAUCCGCAGGUGUCAAAGGCAGAGAAGCCUACAUUGAUACCGGUACAACCUAUGCCUUUGCACCACCUGAUGAUGUCAAGGCCAUGUAUGCGCUUAUCCCGGACUCGAAGAGUAGUGAUGGUGUCACAUGGACCAUCCCCUGCGAUUCCACUGCUAAAAUUGCCUUCACGUUCUCAGGGGCAACCUAUUCCGUCAAUGCGAAGGACUUUAUCGGCGCGUCUACAAGUAACAACCGGUGUAUUGGCAAUAUUUUUGGCAUGGAAGUCGUUUCUGGAUCUUGGCUACUGGGUGACGUGUUCCUCAAAAAUGUCUACUCCGUUUUUGACAUUGACGGCAAACGCAUUGGU
Molecule: messenger RNA, 912 nt
Organism: Truncatella angustata
Lineage: Eukaryota; Fungi; Ascomycota; Sordariomycetes; Amphisphaeriales; Sporocadaceae
Product: aspartic peptidase domain-containing protein
Exons: 1
Biological process (GO): proteolysis
Molecular function (GO): aspartic-type endopeptidase activity
Source: RefSeq, a predicted model, not a curated record